This is a messenger RNA of Nezara viridula (southern green stink bug), 3628 nucleotides long. NCBI's taxonomy places the organism in Eukaryota, Metazoa, Arthropoda, Insecta, Hemiptera, Pentatomidae. The record is from the annotation of a GenBank genome assembly.
UGCAUUUUCAUUAUUCUGAUUAUCUUUGUAUUUGUAAUGAACCAUUGAAACUAUAACAUGAUUUAAAUGAACAGUUACAAAAUUCUUUAUAUCAAAUAUUUACUAGUAGAUAGUGUAAAUUAAAAAAAAUGUCAGUUAUACAAAAAGAUUUAUCUAUGAGUUCUUUGCCUCUUCAAGAAAACCAAUCCUUGUCUAAUAAUUUAUGUAUUCAUACACAACCUGAUGGAAUGACAUUGCAGAACUUGCCAAUAGCAAUUCUUGAAGAAAUACUUAGUUACUUGAGUUAUGGGUUCUGUCUUUCCUUGAGGACACUAUCCACUUCUUUUUAUGAGACAGUUUCAAGGAAAUUCAGCCUUGGCUAUAGAAAUUUGUUUGUGAGAAUCAGAAAAAAACUUCUUAGUAUAGAGUCUGAAAGAGAACUGGCAACUUGUUUGAGAGAGUUGUCUGAUGGAGAAGAAAUAAUGGGUCUAAUGAUGCAUCAUACUGUUUUAAAACUACUUGAAUCAGAAGCUCUGAUCUUGAAAGCAAUAUGCCACAGAUAUGUUGAAAAAGGGUUAUGGAAUUUUACAUCUCCAUGUGGGGCUAGACUUUUGGACUAUUUUCAUAGUCUUAUUACAUUUUUAGCUGUAGACAAUUUAGAUACAAAUCUUUUAGACCCUAAUAUCACAUCUGAAUUAAUGUUUUUAUCGGGUCAGUUAAUAGAUCAUUUUAUGUGUGGUAUUGAACCAACACUAGAUUUAGUGGUUCCAUUCGAAGUGAAAUUAGCUGAUAUUUUAGAUUCUUGUAAUGAUGCAAGUGUGAAUUACCAAUAUUCUGAAUGGGAUAUUGGAUACAGGCUGAAUAUCAAUUAUUAUUUUAAAAAUUUAGCUUCACUUCAGUUCCCAUGGGAUGUAUUUCAAGAUGUAUCCACUGAAAAUAAACUUAAACAUAUCUUGAAAACAAUGAAAAGUAGCAUUCGCUACAGAAAUUACUGCUAUCCGUUAAGGGAAGCAUGGUAUGUAGAGGAUAUAUUUGAUGUCAGAGGUAUCAAUGGUCUGAAGAAUUUCUUAAAUGAGCCCAGACAUUAUCACUUGAGAGGAAAUCAAGAGCAACCGUGUAAUAAAGUGCAUGAUUGGUAUGAUUGGCAAAUUGGAGAAGAUGGUUGGACAAAGGUGUAUGAUGAAAUACACCAACAAAAACCAUAUUCUUUAAAUACACACAGAAUGGAUAUUGAAAUUAAAAUAGAAGGUGGACCCAAACCACUAAAAUUUCAACAUGAUUUGGUAGGAGAAAGAGAGGACGAAAUAGGGAUAUGUGAUAUUUAUUUGUAUGUUCAGCAUCCCUCAAAAUGUGACUUUUGUAAUCAUGUUAGCUGUAUUAAAAUUCAAGGAAAGAAUGGGAUUUAUUCCAUUCAAGCAAAUGAUCACCAUCAACAUGAUUCUUGAGUAAUAAAAUGAACAUUCUGCUAUGAGAUGGAGUUCUGGAUAUGUGGGGAUAGACUGGACUAUAACAGUAAACAGAACCAAGAGAUGCCACUGCUGGAAUUCUAUUCGGUAUUCCUAAAUGAUGAGGAGUAACUCCAGAAUAUAUAUCUUUUGAUAGUGAAGAGAUGUGAAACCUUUCUGAAAGACUCUUCUUACGCCUAUAUCUUGGAUCUUGAAAGUCUUUCAGACUACUGUAAUCUCCUUCAAAAAUUUCUUUGGCUUUCUGAAAAGCUGUUUUGUUUUCCUCUAUUUUUUCAUUAUCUUUGUCUGUUGCAUUUCUUGCUGAACUAUAUCUGGACGAAUGUUGACUUAAGUUGUUCUCAAUAUACAUUUCUUCAUGAUGCGUUUCAAAUAGUUCUUUCCCUUUUGUUACAAUACCUUUUACUUCCACAUGGCAUCCUUUUGUAAUUUCGGUAUCUUUUUUAUAGGCACCACCUUCCCAGUACUUUUUCCAUUCGUCAACAGACUUAGAGCCAGUCUCGAUUGUUUUCGUUUCUUUACCUGAACCAUAAUGAGCUAUGCGGACGAGAGUUGCUGCAGCUUUAGCAGCUUUGACUUUAUCAGAACGAUUUUUCUUAUUGACGUGAUAGACUUGGUCUCUUUCAAAUAAAUUUUUGAGUGAUGUAGAUAAUGCAUUCGACGAUAGGGCACGAAAAGAUUUAUCACCACAAGAUUUGGCUUUCCUUAGGCCCCGAACACUGAGGGACAAGAUUCUAUUGAAGUCAGGAAGAGACAGAGUUCUGAAACUUUCUGAGAUUUUGUUGCCCUCUCUAUGUCUCUUGCGUGGCAAAUUACUUUUGGAUUUGUUCUUUCUUGUUUGUAAAUUCGAGUCACUCAAUGAAGUUGAAAGCUGCUUAGAAUUAUAUGUUUUUGUUGAGAUUUUUUCGAUGUCAAGAUUGUUUAUAUCUAACUCGCGAUCAGCAGUUGUUAUAUUAAUAUUGCUGCUAUACUUCCUCAACAUUUUAUCGUUGUUAAAAAUACCUUUACGUCGAUGGUUCCGAUUAUUCUCCUUCUCUUCUGGACUCUCCUCAACCCUGUAUAUAUCGUGAAGGAGCCUGAUACCGGUGAGGUUGCGAUGACACUUGGAGAGACCGAGGGUGAAAGCCAGAUUGGAAGGAUGAUAUUUUCUCCAAUCCUUGUAGCCUUUAGCGGAUUGGGAAACGAAGCAGACACCGUUGUCAUGGGCAGUCCGAAAAGCGGCUGGGCUCUGCCCCAGGGCCCCAAUUUGUCCCCGACUAUCACACGGUUCGCUGCUAACUGAAUCAUCCCUUGCCGCCCUUUCCAAUUUCGCGCUUCGUCGGUCGUUGUAACGCGAUUCCAACUGGUAUAAAAAUUGAUCUUCCCUUGAAUGAUUAUGCUCGGUUAGCGACUCUUCCGUCGCUGCAUAUUCGCUAAUAGUGAUUAUAGGCACUGAAAUAUUACAUCUUGCGUCCAAGUUGACUAUUGAAUUAUCGCAAUCUGCUCCUAACAAGUUCAAUAGUUUGUGAUCGGUGUUCAAUUCUUUAGAAAGGUUAUUACUUAAACGCUGAUAAGAAUCUGAAGAGCUAUUAUUUUUGCUUAAUUUUUUCACAAGACCUUCAUUAGUGAUUGAUUCUGCUAAAUUAGAAAUAUUUAGCGAUUUAGUGUUUUCGGAAAUCAUAGAAGGGAAGUUAGGGCUGGUAUCAGUCUUUUUAUCAGUGUUAUCAGGAGUUUCUACUGAAACGUUUUCUUGGAUAUCUGAGUUCUCUUUUUUAAUGAUGUAUCUGUCACCAGAUACAGUACCGUCUUUAUUCAAUCUAAACAAUUGCCCAUUUUCAUCCAUGUACAUUUUUUCAGUGAUGAAGUCCACGAUUCCAGACAGUAUGGGAGGUUUGACCGGAACGUCGUACCAUAGUGAAGCUCCAAAGUUUCCCCUAUAUCCUGGAGGAGCCUCUUCGACCGUGAGGACGAAAGGGGACCCUGGAGCCGACCUGCCGAACCUAGACACCCUCAAGUAGUAGCGGCCUGGACGAGGAGCGACAUAACCGACGAGGAGCAUACUGUCCUUGAGCUUAUACUCGAAAUGGAUGGUGGUAGGCCCUUCGCUACUCACCUCCAGGCCUUCCUGCAGAGCUGGGCUCACGGCGAACAUGGCCCUUCGUCCGGAGUAGGCAGCUAUCAGUCCGAUCCCUCUUACUGUAACCUGG